GGGCAGAGAGAAGGGGAACAAUGCGGCAGCGGCGCCGCUGGAAUAACAUCGGGGCUGCCCUGGGGAAGGAUCCCGCCUUGGGAGGAGCUCUAGUUACAGUCUUGAUCACUGCAACUCCUCAGUAACAUUCCUGCCCGCUGACUCAUAGCAGACCUAAGUCUCAACUCUACAGAAUUUAAUAGCAAAAACAAUCUCGCUCACAGAAAGGCUGUGGAAUUCUUUGCAUCAGCGAGGAAGAUUUAACAAUUUUUCCUGAGAAUGAAGAUUUUGAAACUAUUUAAUUUCAUCCUUGCAAAUUGCUUAAUAACGGCCAUUGGUAACUCGACUCUACAGAGUUGUUUUCAAGAGCAGCUGAGGCUCAAGGCCCAGGUGAGACUUCUGGAGUAUCGUGUGAAACAGCAGCAGGUAAAAAUAGUGCAGCUCUUACGGGAGAAGGAGAUUCAAUACAGUGACACCGGAGAUGAAAACAGUGUUAUUGACCUGGGAGAAAAAAGACAAUACGCAGCAGAUUGUGCAGAGAUCUACAACGAUGGACAUAAACGCAGUGGAUUUUACAAGAUGAAACCUCUUCAGAGCCCUAGUGAAUUCCUCGCCUACUGUGACAUGUCAGAAGGGGGAGGCUGGACUGUUUUUCAGAGACGUUCUGAUGGCAGCCAGAAAUUUGAUAGAGUCUGGGCUGACUAUGAACAAGGUUUUGGAAAUUUUGUUUCAACAAAUGGUGAAUACUGGCUUGGCAAUAAAAAUCUUCACUAUCUCACCAAUCAAGGAAACUAUACCCUAAGAAUUGAUCUCUCUGAUUUUGAAGGAGAACGGCGCUUUGCACAAUAUAAACGCUUCAGAGUUACAGAUGAAGAGAGCUCAUACCAGCUGAGCUGUGGUGAAUACUCUGGCACAGCUGGUGACUCCCUAACUGGGGGGUUUCACCCUGAAGUGAAAUGGUGGGCUGAUCACCGAGGAAUGAAAUUUAGUACACGAGACAGAGACAAUGACAACUAUGAAGGGAACUGUGCUGAGGAGGAGACAGCUGGCUGGUGGUUUAACAGGUGUCACUCUUCCAACCUGAAUGGUGUGUACUACAAAGGACCUUAUACAGCAAAGACAGACAAUGGAAUUGUUUGGUACACAUGGCAUGGGUGGUGGUAUUCUCUGAAAUCUGUUGUUAUGAAGGUCAGACCAGCAGACUUUGAACCCAAUGUUGUUUAAAUAUCUAGUUAAUAUAAUUCAUCCAGUUAAUCUUUUAGCAAAUCCAUUCAAAUUAAGCCAGAUGGGCAGAUUUCUCCCUCCACCAGCCCCGCUCCCCUGCCUCAUUUAUGCCUGUAUAAAUCUGGAAUAACUUCAUUAAAAUCAGUGGUGUUAUAUGGGUAUAAAUGAGAAUAGAAUCUGGCCUUGAGCCUGGAGAUACAAAUAACUUGUAUGGGAUUGCUAAAGAGACCGGUCAACAUUCACCCAGGGUUUAUGGCAACUUUCACCCAUGUAGAAUACUUAGCAGUAGAUCCCUAGAAGAAGGGGGAACUUCCACUUGACUGACAGGCACAAGGGGGGCCAGGACUUCCCCAAAAGCGAGCGGUAUUGGUCAGGAAGGAGGAGUGCAGUGCUAUUAUAGCCUCUGCUGGUGAGGUUCCUUUGGAAUCCCCAGUGGAAUUCAAAGCAGCCUACAAUGCUAGAACCUCUGAGGAACGACAGCAGUGGGAAUCACCUGUCCUUUCCUAGGACACAAGAGACUAGGCUGGUACACAGGUGCAAUUUGUACCUUCUGUGCCUUCUGGAGAAUGGGGUACAGGAGGGGGUGCCAACUUGGCCCACACUAUUUUGGACUUUUUUCAUUUGGAAACCAUCUAUAUCGAAAUCUAUGCACAAUAAAUAGGAUUUAAUGGAAAAAUUACAAAAUAGAUUCACUCUAUUGUCCUAAAAAGCAAUGUGACUAUAUAUUACACAUAAAAAUGACAUUAAAAUCAUGUUAUAGGCGCCUCGUUUAGUGCACAGAAUGGACUGUUUCUGGGAAUUAAUCCUGGUUGUGUAGAAUGAAGGUGUUGUAUGUAGGAGUCCUGUGUCAUUUGCUGCAGAAGUUGAAAGAUGUGUAGUGAAUGAGGCAGUAGCUUGAAUGAAGAAAAAGGAUGGUCUUGUGGUUAAGGCCCUUUCGUGCUGCCCUGGAAAAUUGGGUUCUAUCCCUACUGCUACCAUAUAGUUCCUAUGUGAUGUGAGCAAGUCACUUAAACCAAACUUUUCACAGAUGGCCACUAAUUGUGGGUUCCUCAUUUUCUGGGUGCCUGACUUGGGCACUCACAGCUGCAACUGAAGUCAAUGGGAGCUGUGCUUUGAACAUACAGAGUGCUAUAUAACUCAAAGCACUCUGAAAAAUCAGGUCCUAGUUGUUUCAAAUUGAGCAUCCAAAAUUAAUGGUUCUGGAGCAAUUUGUAUACUGAGGGUGCUGAGAGCCAUUGAACCAAACUGUAAACUCUGUAUGUGAUUGACACCAUUUCAAACCAUGCUGCACCCUUAGUUCCAGCACCUAUGAGUGGACAUGCUGUGCACUGAAUGGGGCAGGGGUCCAGUGGAAAAUAUAAUGUAUGAUCCUGUAAUUAAAGACUGUAUCAUAAUACAUACGCACAGGGGAGCCAAAUUAAGGUUACAUGGGCAACUUUAAUUCUGGCACUUCCUAGCUUUUGAGUGCUUGCUUUAGCAAACGUAACAUUCUUUUAACGUAGUUUUUGUGUGUAAUUUUAAAGAAAAGCUGAACCCAUUUCCAUCAUGACACCCAGCAGGGUUGGAACCUUUAGAUCCAUAGCACAGACUUCUGCCACUUGAGCUCACGGAGUAACUGAUAGUAGCAGUAGGUUAUCUUCUACGUGAACUAAUGACUAGAGGGGGAAUGGAACACUCCCUUUUCCAGAGGGUUUCACAGAUAUUUGCAGACAGCAGAGGAAUGCUGAGUCUUCAGAAUCUUGACUUUCAGUCUAAAUUCUGACGUAUAGCAUGCUUUACAGGUAACAGACCCUUGUGACCCCCUCACCUCAACAAGACUGCCCCCUUCUACCACUUGUCCCUUUAGCCUGUUCCUUUUCCAGUCCUGGCUCUCCCCCUCCUUGCAGAUCCUUUCCUAACUAGUCCCAGUCUAGAUCCUCCCAGAAUCCUCGCUCCAUUCCCAUUGUCCUUGCCCAGUCACAUCCAGGCUCCCCGUCCAAGCCACAGUCUUCCCCGACCCAGGCUCCUUGUCCCAGUUUCCUUGCUCACUCAGUCCCAUUUCCCACCCCCAGCUCCUCAUCCAAUCUCAGUGUAGCGUCCCUCCCCGCCCCUGGCUUUCACUCCAAGUCUCUGCCCAGCCAGUGUCCUUGUUCCACUCUACUCUCUCUUGUGUCCCCCCAAUCUGGCUCUUGUCCCUUCAGCAUUCAAGUCAGGAAAUUUCUGUCUCCAUACUGCCUGGGGGUUUGCAGGGGAGUGCUCAUGAGCACGGGAGAGACAGCCUUCCUGCUCUCAGUCCUUACUUCCACUCUCACAGCCAGAAGCAGCAAUUUCAGGCAAAGUUCUACUCUGCCCCAGUAGCCCUAAGAUGUAGUAUGCCCAAGGCAAACUGAGUCAUUAGAGAACUGAGCUGCAAAAGUCUAAGUCUCUGCUGAGCAUGUGUAAACUGAGAGUUUUCAAAAGCUUAUAAUUUGGCCAGAUUUGGGUGGGGGUUUUUUCAAGGAUAAGCAAAAGAUACAUCCCUGGCUUGUAUUUUUCAAGUUCCUAUUCCAAAACAUGGACAUACUAGAGCUUUUCAACUGAACAGCUGUAAGAAUUUAUUUCGGGGAAGGGGUUGGAAUGGGGGCAGGGCCGGGGCAGCAGGGUCAGUGAUGCGGCCCUCAGGCCAAUGUACUAGUCCUCAUGUGGCCCUCGUGCUCAUUUGAGUUUGAGACCCCUGCUCUAAUGGUUAGAAACCUUCACCUAAUUUCAAGCCUAAACUGUUGAUGGCCAGUUUAUAUCCAAGUUUUCUUGUGCCAACAUUGGCUCUUAACUCUGCUCCCUCCCUUGUGUUUAUCCCUCUGAUGUGUUUAUAGAGAGCAAUUAUAUCUCCCCUCAGCCUUAAUUUCAUUAGGCUAAACAAAUCAAGCUCCUUGCACCUCACCUCAUAAAGGAGAUUCUCUAUUCCUCUGACCAUCCUAGUAGCCUUUCUCUGCACCUGUGGGGGGGUGGAGGGUGAGAAAACCUGGAUUUGUGCUGGAAAUGGCCCAACUUGAUGAUCACUUUAGAUAAGCUAUUACCAGCAGGACAGUGGGGUGGGAGGAGGUAUUGUUUCAUGAUCUCUGUGUGUAUAUAAAGUCUGCUGCAGUUUCCACGGUAUGCAUCCGAUGAAGUGAGCUACAGCUCACGAAAGCUCAUGCUCAAAUAAAUUGGUUAGUCUCUAAGGUGCCACAAGUACUCCUUUUCUUUUUGCGAAUACAGACUAACACAGCUGUUACUCUGAAACCUGUUCUACUUUGAAUUUCUUUGCUUGUCCAUGUUUAAGAGAGUUGCGCACAGUAUUCCAGAUGAGGUCUCAUCAGUGCCUUGUAUAAUGGUAAUAACGCUUCCCUAUUUCUACUGGAAAUACCUCGUCUGAUGCAUCCGAGGAUUGCAUCUGACUUUUUCCAUGGCCCCAUAACAUUGGCAGCUCAUAGUCAUCCUGUGAUCAACCAAUACAUCCAGGUUUUUCUCCUCCUCUUUCACUUCCAACUGUUAUGUCCCCAGGUUAUAAGAAAAAAUUCUUGUUGUUAGUCCCUAAAUGCAUAACCUUGCACUAUUAAGUUUCACCCCCUUUCUAUUACUCCAGUUUUCAAGGUUAUCCAAAUCUUUUUUUAUGAUAUUCUGGUCCUCCUCCAUAAUUGCAACACCACGUCACCUUGUCUCAUUUGCAAAUUUUAUUAGCACACUCCCACUUUUUGUGCCAAGGUAAUGAAUGAAAAUGUUAAAUAAAAUUGGUCCCAACAUUGAUCCCUGAGGAACUCCUCUAGUAACUUCCCUCCAGCCUGACAGUUCACCUUUCAUUAUGACCCACUGUAGUGUCCUCUUUAACCAGUUCCUUAUCCACCUUUCAAUUCUUAUAUUAAUCCCCAUCUUCUCCAAUUUAACUAAUAAUUUCCCAUGUGAAACUGUAUCAAUUGAUUUCCUGAAAUUCAAAUAGCUUAAAAUCUACUGCAUUUCCUUUGUCUAGAAAAUCAGUUGUCUUCUCAAAGAAAGAGAUCAGGUUGGUCUGGUAUGAGCUAUCCAUUGUAAAAGCAUGUUGUAUUUUAUCCCAGUUACUGUUUACCUCUCUAUCCUUACCUUCUCUGUCUUUCAAAAUUUGUUCUAAGACCUUGCAUACAAUUCAGGUCAAACUAUAGUUUCCCAUGCCACUUUCUCCCCGACCACCCUUUUCAUAAAUAUAGGUACUAUAUUUGCAGUUCUCCAGUGGGGUAUGGCCCAUAGUUUACAGAUUCAUUAAACAUCCUUGCUAUUGGUCUUGUAAUUUCAUGUGCCAGGUCUUUUAAUAUUCUUAGAUUAAGACAAUCCACAGCUUCCAAUUUGGUCCCAUUAAGUUGUUUGAGUUUGGCUUCCACCUUGGAUCUUGUAAUUUUUACUUAUCUUCUUUCUCAUUAGACACCCUGCUACUGUGCCCAGGCUCUUCAUUCUUAAGAACUGAGGCCACAUAUUCAUUUAGGUGGUGGGCUAUACCUAGAUUAUCUUUAAUCUCCAUCCUAUCCUCAGUGUAAGGCCCCAGAAGUCUAGAACUCGGGCUAGUAGAGCUCCUAGGCAACUGAAAGCUCCAGGCUGCCAUCCAACAGCAGCUGUAACCAAUUUGCACUACACAUCCCAUGUCCUGCUGUGGACACAGACCACAGGAAGUUCUGCCUCAAGAGUUUGAUAGACAGCAGCCCCAUGGUUCCUGAUUGGCUCCCAAGAAGUUUCCAGGCAAUAAUGUGGAUCUUCUGUAGUGGUUAUUACUUAUUCAUUGCUCUUGAAUUCCUGGUAUUGGUGUGAUUCUCCAACCUUGCCCCUUCUGGAUGCAAAUCUUUUUGUCUUCUGUUCUCACUUGCAAUCUUCUGAGAAAAGAAAAAAGAAAAGGAGUACUUGUGGCACCUUAG
Molecule: messenger RNA, 6077 nt
Organism: Caretta caretta (loggerhead turtle)
Lineage: Eukaryota; Metazoa; Chordata; Testudines; Cheloniidae
Gene: FGL1
Product: fibrinogen like 1
Biological process (GO): platelet aggregation; fibrinolysis; blood coagulation
Cellular component (GO): fibrinogen complex
Molecular function (GO): extracellular matrix structural constituent; protein-macromolecule adaptor activity
Source: RefSeq, a predicted model, not a curated record